Ostrinia furnacalis (Asian corn borer) is the source of this 4441-nucleotide messenger RNA. RefSeq names its product YLP motif-containing protein 1. The transcript is spliced from 9 exons. The record is from RefSeq and is a predicted model, not a curated record. Gene Ontology annotation, cellular component: nucleus. Bases 153 to 3680 code for a protein of 1175 amino acids. Gene Ontology annotation, biological process: regulation of telomere maintenance. Lineage: Eukaryota; Metazoa; Arthropoda; Insecta; Lepidoptera; Crambidae.
CACAAGCCUACCGAUUCUAAAAUGGCCGACCAAUUUUGAGUUGAGAAAUGUCAUGAGGUUAUUUUUAAUCAAUCAAGAUUUUUAAUUAUUACUGUAGAUAAACUUGUAAUGAUUGCAAGCUUUUUAUGAAAUAACUACGUUGAACAAUCAAAAUGUCGUGGCCUGUGCCACAACCUGGUCAGCUGCCCCCGGGCGCUGGCAUGACUCCCGAUAUGAUGAACGUUGGAUCGUAUACUCCUGAUCAAUGGGCCGCUAUGCAGCAGAACUGGCAGCAAUGGGCCCAGUGGCAGCAGCAGUAUGCGCAGUGGCAGAGCCAGUAUGGAGCCAAGUACGUUGCACAAAUGCAAGGCACGGGGAGCGGGCCGGUCCCGCCCAGUAGCGCGCCGCUGCCCGCGCCGCCGCCGCCCGACCACCCGCCGCCGCCGCCCAGCGAGAACAACCAGCCCCUCUACGCCUCCGCCCCCGCCAACCCCCAACCCACCCCGGUCCCGCCACCCGCUUCCCGAACCUCCAACCCCUCCAAUCUGACUAGCGUAAACAUCACCUCAGGUAACGCACAGAAUCAGUGGUCCCACGGCUACCGGAACGACGCGCCGCCGCCGACGCCGCAAAACUCCGACGCGCUGCAGAAACUCGCCGAGGAGGAGAAGCUUUUCGAUAUUCAGUUUCAGAAAUGGGAGGAGGAAAUCGAGAAGUGGCGGCUCGAGAACGUGAACCACCCCGACAAGCAGGCCUACAAGGAGUACGAGCAGAAGUUCGAAACCUGCCGCGCUCAGCUCCUGGAGCGCCGCCAGCACAUGAAGCAGAAGCGCGCUCGCCUCACGGGCGCGGGCCCGGCCGCCGCCGACGCGCCCUACGCAGGUAAAAACUCCUUCGCUGUCCCGCCACCGCUUAACGACACGCCCACGGGCUACGCUCAGAAUCCGUCGCAAAGCUACAACCAGAACCAAUCGCAAAGUUACAACCAGAAUAAAAAUCAGAACUACAAUCAAAAACCCAGUAACAACCAGAACCCACCCCAAAAAUAUAAUCAGAACCAACCUCCGAACUACAACCAGAAUAAAUCUCAAUACAAUAAUCCCAAUCAAAGCUACAAUAACAGGCAGGAAUAUCAGAACCAACAGAACUAUAAUAAACAAGAUCAAAAUUACUCAGAUCCGAAUGCGUCCUCAUAUAAACACUUCAAUAAUCCACCUCCGGGUAUUUAUAAUAGGGGCAACAGAGACAACAUUGACCCCCAGGAUCGGUACGAAUCCUAUGAGGACCAUAAUUCUCUGAAUGAAACUUACCCUCCUAAACAGUCUAGUUUUCUUCCAACUAGUGGAGCUUCUAAGAGUAUACCGGGACUAGAUCUAGUCCCAGACUCUGAAAAAGGUCCCCCAAUGCAGCAGCAGGAAGUCAUAGAUAUUACUGAGGAGAAGGCUGAUAGAAACCAGCCUCGAAGGGGGCCUGAUUACACUACCAUCUCAAAAGGCAUCAACAACAUUUUAGGUGAUGAAAAGAUAAUGAAUAUACUUUCAAUGGUAGUAGGUGGCAAUGCUCCUUCUGGAAAUAGUCCACAGAGUAAUACCAGUGCUCAUAGUAAUAAUGCUCCAAACGCACAAAGUGGUCCACCAAUGGGCCACAAUAAUCAAAACAUACCUCCAAAUAAUCAGUGGAACAGGAAUGAGGGUUAUAAUAAUAAUCAGCAGUUUGGCAACAGACAAAACUAUCCGAUGCAACAAAACCAAGACCAGAAUAGAUACCCUCCCAACCAGAGGCAAAACCAGAUGUAUGAUGACAGACAGGGGGCUGGUGGCCAAGAUAUGUACUAUAAUAGAAAUUCUCAAUUCAGAGGUCCUAAUAUGCCACCACAGAGAAAUGACCAAGGGCCAAGACCGAACGCACCAGGUCCAAGACCUUUAAUGGCUAUAAAUCUUCCACCAAAUAUGGACAUCCACUGUGAUGUAAAUAGAGGACCACCCCCAAAUUGGGGUAUGCAACCAAAUAUGCCACCCCCAAAUCAGCCCCCAUCCCCUCCGAGGCCAAAAUGGAAGGAGGAGCCAUUGUUCACCCCAUCCUUUGUUGUUGAAUAUGAACACAAACCUCUGAGAUUGAAAGCUCGCGAAUUUAUCGAACCAGUGCAUAUGUUCGAUUACGACCACAAGUCGAAAGAAGGCGAAAAAAAGAGGGACUUUGAAAAGGAAGUGGAUGAAUUGUUUUCGAGGAAGCCGAGAAGGAAUAGGGAUGAGGACCAGAGGGCACCUGACAGAUACGAGAUGCAUGAAAGGCCCAGGGAACGUGAUGGGUAUAACAGGGAUUUCGAAAGAAGGGUUCCAAGGGACGACAUUAGAGACGAUUAUCGCCACAGGCCACCGAGGGAUGAAAUCGAAGACAAAAGAAGGCUUGACGACCGAUAUGACGAUAGGAGACGUGACGACAGGGAUCGCGAUAUACGCGAUAAAUUCGGAAGACGGGAGGAUGUUUUUAGAGACAGAGAACGUGAACGAGAGAGGGAAAGGGACAGGGACAAAGAUAGAGACAGAAACAUGUUCUACUCGAGAGACAGGUAUCACAGAAGGGAAGAACCCAACAGAAGAGAAGAACCCAGAAUUCGCAGCAGGAGUAGAGAAAGGGAUGUUCGUAAAAGAGGGCAUAGUAGAGAAAGCGAUACAAAUGAUUUAUCGAAAAGAUCAAGGGAACAUAAUAGCUCGGAAAGGAAUUCUGGAUCUGCUAAUCCUGUCGUAAUGAUCGACGAUCUAUUGGAGGCGCCUGGGCGUGAAAUGAGACCUGAAAAAAUUGUGAUUAUUCUUAGAGGACCACCUGGAAGUGGGAAAUCGUAUUUGGCUAAAUUGAUAAGGGACAGAGAAGCAGAGUAUGGCGGCGCUGCUAGAAUCAUGUCCAUCGAUGAUUAUUUCAUGCAAGAGGGCGAAGUUGAAGAAAAGGACCCUGUUACAGGAAAAAUUGUGAAGAAACCUACGCUAAAAUAUGAGUAUGACGAGAGUCUCGAAGAGUCUUACUUGAAUUCGUUGAAGCGGGCAUUCAAGAGAAGUUUGACCGACGGUUACUUCAACUUCUUGAUAUUUGACGCUGUGAACGAUCACCUCAGAAGCUACGCUGAUGUUUGGAACUACGCAAGGCAAAAUGGUUUCCAAGUGUACGUAUGCACGAUGGAGUUGGACCCACACGUGUGCCACCGGCGGAACAUCCACAACCGUUCGCUGGGUGACAUCCAGGUGGUGUGUUCGCGGUUCUUCCCGACGCCGCCGCACCACAUCCAGCUGGACGCUACCACGCUGCUGCAGAGUGCAUCUAUCAGAGAAGUGCACAUGGAAGAUGCCGACGAUGCCGUGGUCAUGGACGACGCACAACAGGAGGUCGAAAGCUCUUUUACUUCGAAGUGGGAGAAAAUGGAUGACGCAACGCAGCUAGAGCGGCUCGACGGAACCAGCAAACCGCUCCGGCCGUCGCAGAUCUCCAUGGAAGACUACUUGCAGCUAGACGAAUGGACUCCGAACAAGGCGAAGCCGGGGAAGAAAUCUGUACGCUGGGCGGACAUUGAAGAGCGAAGACAGCAGGAAAAGAUGCGGGCUAUCGGCUUCGUUGUCGGCCAGACCGACUGGAACCGAAUGACCGACCCGACAAUGGGUUCCAGUGCGCUCACUCAGACUAAAUAUAUCGAGAGAGUGCGCAAAAAUUGAGCGUCAAAUUGACGGUUGACAGAACGCCUCGCGAGGCAUGCGCUUCACGUGACCGUUUGUGGCAAGUUUAUAGCGAAGUUUAGACUAGCAAUAAAACUUGCAGAAGUUGACUACUGCAAGCUGUUUACCACUGUGGAAAUAGCUGUGGCAAGAGUCAACUGCUGCAAGAUUUACAGUGGUGACAGCUUGCGGAAGUCAACUUCUGCAUGUUUUAUUGCUGGUUUAAACCUCGCUUAAGAGUCUAGAUUUGUAUGUUUUUACAAACUGUAUGGCGACAAGUCAAAGAAUUGAGACUACCCUAUAUUUCCUAAACUUGUUCAUAAGGUUGACCUUAUUUGUUGAAAAGUACCUCGACUAGCCUUUUUCUUUUGUCAGACUACUACUUAUCGCAGUCUUUGCAUUUUAGUUUAGUCGGUCUAACAAUGCCCAUGCCUAGCGAAGUAAUGCCGUUACAGUCAGGUCAAUAAGUGUUUGUUUAGCUGCACUACGCCGCAAGAUGGCGCUAGAAGUGGAAGUAAAAAAAUAUACUUAUAGUCCAGUGAGCUGUGUCUAGGCUAUUAAAUUCUUAAUACAAUUUAACUUCUUUCUUAUGUUAAUUAAGGUCAUAGGUAGAAGUGACUAAAGAUAACUCGGAUGCAUUUUCAAAUGAGUUGUCGGUUACAAUUAUUUUCUGUUUACAUGCAGUACUGUUCGAACGGUCUGCUAUUUGCAUAGUUGCAAGAAGUAGGAUUUAACCAUGUGUUAAGAUUAAACUAGCAUAA